Moesziomyces antarcticus is the source of this 2625-nucleotide messenger RNA. RefSeq names its product peroxisome targeting sequence binding protein. The coding region runs from base 1 to 2625 and encodes 874 amino acids. The record is from RefSeq and is a predicted model, not a curated record. NCBI's taxonomy places the organism in Eukaryota, Fungi, Basidiomycota, Ustilaginomycetes, Ustilaginales, Ustilaginaceae. Gene Ontology annotation, biological process: protein import into peroxisome matrix, docking. The transcript has a single exon. Gene Ontology annotation, cellular component: peroxisomal membrane; cytosol. Gene Ontology annotation, molecular function: protein binding.
AUGUCGCUGUCCGACCUCGUCUCGGGCGGCGCGGGUUGCGGGCCGUCCAACCCGCUCCAGAACAUCGGCAAGCGUUUCGGCCAGGAUCGCGGUGCGCAGCAAGACUCGUUUGCCAACACGCCCUUUGCGCAGCAGCAGCAGCAGGCACCUUCGUUUCGCUCGGCAUCCUCCUCCCAGCAGCAUCAACAUCAGCCUGCCUUCUUCAAUGCUCCCCAGCAGGCUCAGCAUGCUGGCUUUGGCGCGCACGAUGCAUUCGACGUGUCGCAGCUGCGCGGCAACCUGCCCAGCGGAUCGCGCGCUCCCAUGCAGACCCAGCACCGCGCAUCGCCCGCACCCACCAUGGCAGACAUGGAGGCCAGCUUUCGGCCUGCAUUCUCGCGCAACACCACCAUCCAGCAAGCUCCGCGACAAGCGCCCUCGGCUUGGGCGAGCGAUUUCCUCAGCGCAGAAGCUUCGCAGUCCAAGAUGCAGUCGCAGCAGCCGGCGCACCAGAUGCAUGCCGAGCCGCACGCCGCGCAUGCCAUCCAUCCCAACGUCAUCCCCAUGGGCCUCAGGAUGGGCAUGAUGCCCUCGUCCAUGAACAACAUGCAGUACGCUCCCAGCCCCAUGCAGCAGCAACACACCGUGCAAGCCACUCCAGCACCCCAGCUCGACAAUGCAAAGUGGGCAGAGGCAUUCACCGCCUUUGAAGCCUCCACCUCCUCGGCUUCGGUGGUCAACGAACCCAUGGCCGUCGACUCCAAGCCACUCGAAAAGGCCGACUACUCGGAUCCGCACGAGCGCGACGAGCUCGCACGCACCGCCGGCAGGCUCGUCGAGUCGGUCGAGCACGACAGCAGCUCCAAGUUCCGCCAGAGCAACUUCCUCGACCUCAUGCGCAAGAUCCGCGACAAGCAGGCGGGCAUCCAGGGCGACAACAUCGUCGAGAGCUCCGACAUUGCCAAGGGCAAGGCGCGCGACCUCGGCGCCUCUACCUCGGCUGCCCAGCCGCAGUCGCAGCAGGAGGCGUACAACUGGGCCAACCAGAUGGCCGCGUCGGGCAACAUGCAACAGCUGCCACCCAGCGUGCAAAAGUCGCUCGGCAACAACUUCGGUCAGCGCGCCGACUUGCCCGAAUCCGUACGCACCCAGCAGGAGAUCCAGAACCGCCAGGCGCUCAAUGAUCUUUGGGCCGAGGAAGAUGCCCGCAGCGAGGCGAUCGAACGCCAGGCCAUGGCCGAGAGCGCACGUGCUGCGUUUGUGGGAGAUGGCGGCGACGUGGCGGAGCGCAUGCGCGAGGACGACGCCGACGCGCGCGAGUUUGAGCGAUACCAGCGCCUGGGUGCCAACAUCCCGCAUGCCAGCACCUUCAACCGACGCUGGGAGGAGGACAUGAACCGCGGCGCUCAAGACCAGAUGGACGACGACGACGAGCUCGACUUUGUCGGCCGCCGAUGGCAGGGCACCCAGGGCCGCGGCUAUCCGGGCGCCCAGACCGCCGAGUGGGAUAAACUGCAAAACGACUGGGACGACUUUGAGGUGACCUCGGCGGGGAUCCGACCCGUGACGCUGCCGCAGCGUGGCGCCUCGACGACGACCAUGACACAGCCUGCGCCGGCGUACCGCUUCCUGAGCGACAAUCCGUACAUUGCGUCGACGUUCCACCAUGCGCAGCACGCGGGUGGGCUGCCUGCGGGGUUAGAGUCGGUGCUGGAGAAGGAGGCGGCGGUGCAGCAGGAUCCGCACGAUGCAUCGGCGUGGUUCGACCUGGGCGUCAAGCAGCAGGAGAACGAGCGCGAGGUGCAGGCGAUCGCGGCGCUGCGCAAGGCGCUCGAGCUGGAUGCGAGUCUCAAGGAUGCCUGGCUCGCGCUCGCGGUGAGCUACACCAACGAGAACGACCGCAGCGCGGCGUACGAGGCCAUCGAACGCUGGAUCGAGGGCAACGAAAAGUACCGCGACGUGGUGAUGCGUGCCGACGCCGAGCUGGCGCGUGCCACAGCAGCUACGGGUCGCGACCGUAGCGAUAGUGUGUCGUCGCACAGCACCUCGGCUUCCGUGACGGAAAAGCACACGCGGCUCACCAAGCUGCUCAUCGCCAUGGUGCAGAGCGGUGGCGAGAGCGGCGAGAUCGAUGCCGACGUCCAGGUCGCGCUCGGCGUCAUCUUUAACUCGAGCGAGGACUACGACAAGGCGGUCGACUGUUUCUCCACGGCGCUCUCGGUGCGUCCGCAGGACUGGCUGUUGUACAACCGGCUCGGUGCGACGCUGUCCAACUCGGGGCGAAGUGCCGAGGCGAUUCAGUACUACCACCACGCACUCAACCUGCAGCCCGAAUUCGUGCGCUGCCACUUUAAUCUGUCCAUCUCGUGCCUCAACCUCAAGAUGUACCAGGAUGCGGCCGAGCACAUUUACACGGCGCUUACGCUGCAGCAGGCCGAAGCCGAAACGCUCGGAACGGCCGGUGGCAAGGGCAGCGCCACGAGCGGAAGCUUGUGGGAGACAUUCAGGGUGGCACUGGAGCUGUUGAACCGGUCCGACCUGGCAGCCAAGUGCGCCAAGCGCGAUAUCGCCCAGUUUGACCUCACCGACUUUGUGGCCCCGCCAGCAUCGGCCCCAGGUGUGCGAGAGGUGGGCUACGACUUUUGA